Molecule: messenger RNA, 424 nt
Organism: Condylostylus longicornis
Lineage: Eukaryota; Metazoa; Arthropoda; Insecta; Diptera; Dolichopodidae
Product: histone H2A-like
Exons: 1
Coding region: 7-381 (124 amino acids)
Cellular component (GO): nucleosome
Molecular function (GO): DNA binding; protein heterodimerization activity; structural constituent of chromatin
Source: RefSeq, a predicted model, not a curated record
UUAAAAAUGUCAGGACGUGGUAAAGGUGGAAAAGUUAAAGGAAAAGCAAAAUCUCGUUUUAAUCGUGCUGGAUUACAAUUUCCAGUUGGUCGUAUCCAUCGUUUAUUAAGAAAAGGUAAUUAUGCCGAACGUGUUGGCGCUGGAGCUCCUGUUUAUUUAGCAGCUGUAAUGGAAUAUUUAGCUGCUGAAGUUCUUGAAUUGGCUGGUAAUGCUGCAAGAGAUAAUAAAAAAACCAGAAUUAUUCCAAGACAUCUUCAAUUAGCCAUCCGAAACGAUGAGGAAUUGAACAAAUUGUUGUCGGGUGUUACAAUUGCUCAAGGUGGUGUAUUACCAAACAUUCAAGCUGUAUUAUUACCAAAGAAAACUGAAAAGAAAGCCUAAAUAACCUCAACGAAAUUAACAAUUUUACUAUUUAAAACUAAAA